Messenger RNA from Phialemonium atrogriseum, 3029 nucleotides. Its product is annotated as transmembrane amino acid transporter protein-domain-containing protein. Bases 312 to 2600 code for a protein of 762 amino acids. NCBI's taxonomy places the organism in Eukaryota, Fungi, Ascomycota, Sordariomycetes, Cephalothecales, Cephalothecaceae. Gene Ontology annotation, biological process: amino acid transmembrane transport. Gene Ontology annotation, cellular component: vacuolar membrane. Gene Ontology annotation, molecular function: L-tyrosine transmembrane transporter activity. The transcript has 2 exons. The record is from RefSeq and is a predicted model, not a curated record.
UCACAAGGGCCCACAAGCCCCUACACUCGUGGUUCUUAUCACGAGCUGCUGCCGCCCUUCCCCCCCGGCCCGUCCCAAGCAGCUCCAUUAUCAGUCGUUUCUGCCCCGGAUCUGCCUGGUUUGGCUUCUCGAGUUCACGGAUCUCCUGUUCAAUUACCAUCCUAUUCUCCCCCCAAUUGGGUUGCUUAGCUCACUCUAUCUGUCAGUCGGCGCCUCUUGCUGCAAUGCAACUGACAUCGUCAACUACCCACAGCCCCAGCAGCAUGAAAUAUUAGCCCUCAUUCCACCUACCGAUAUCCUCGAUAGCAGCCAUGUCGAACACUGGGAGGGCGUCGCCUCUACCGACUCCGAUCCCGUCGUCUCCAGCUGGCCGGUCCCUCAGCGCAUCUGUCCCACGUGCCGAGUCCACAGCUCGCCUCGCCUCGCCGGUACCCGGACUUGGUAUAUCUCCCGCACAACGGGCUGCCACCUCGGAAGGCGGUGGCGAGGGAAGCUCGGGAUCUUUUACCCCCCUGGCCGGCGCAGGACCCAAUGCUCUGGGGCCCGGUGUGUCCGCUCUAGCUGCGGCAUUAUCCCACUCGCUCGGCACUUCACCACCCCGGUUCGGAACGCCUCCCGUUCGACCAGUGUCCCCAUCCACUGCCGGGACCCAGCUCCUUUCCUCUGCAACCCCGACAAAUUAUGGAUCGUUCGACAGUAGGCCCCGGCACCUGCAAGGGGCCGCGGGAACAGGCGGUUAUGAAGACGCAGAAAUUGUGAAGAGGCAUCUUGUCCAGCCCGCCGAUACGGCAUCCAACCAUUCGGGGCACAGCAAGCCGGCCGACGGUUCGAAGGGGAAGGGGACAGCGGACCACGACACUAUCGGACGAGGUGAUGAUGACGGCUUCUCGAGCUUAAGGCUCCAAGGUGGAGAUAUCACGCGGCCCAUCUACAAAUGGACUGAAGAGGCCGAGUCACGAAAUCGCACGCAACGGAGUAAGAGCUUCAUCAUGUCGAGGCCAGAGGCAGAGACGGAAGUUUUCGACAUAAACGCAAUCAAGGUUCCGGGCGGCUUUAGGCGCAAUUUCCUUCGGCGGGCUGCUGAGGAUCCGUCUGCAAAUCCAGACGACCUAGAUUCUGGAGAGGGCAGCAGCCGGAGGUCGCCGCAACCACGGCUUCUGACGUCGAGCUUUUUGGAAUUCUUGACGAUUUAUGGCCACUUCGCCGGCGAGGAACUUUUGGAGGAUGACGAAGUCCUGAAGCCUGGCGAGUAUUUCACCUCGGGAAGUGAGGAGGAGUAUCUCUCGAGCGACGAGGGGUCGGACGAGGAUCGCGAACCGAUGGAAGACAGCACCCUCCUCACGCCAUCGCGACGACGGAGGAGGAGGAAACCCCGCGGGGGGAGCGGCAAGAACAGCCCCACGAAUGCCGUACUUUUGCUCCUCAAGUCCUUCGUUGGCACCGGCGUCCUCUUUCUGCCGCGGGCGUACCUCAACGGUGGGAUGCUUUUCAGCAACGUUGUCCUGUUAGGCGUGGCGGCCCUGAGCUAUUACUGCUUCGUCCUCCUAGUCACCACUCGGUUGAAGGUCGAGGGCUCGUUUGGCGAUAUCGGGGGGAUCCUCUACGGGAAGUGGAUGAGGAACCUCAUCCUCGCCUCCAUCGUCAUCAGUCAGCUCGGCUUCGUCGCGGCCUAUAUCGUCUUCACAUCCGAGAACCUGCAGGCGGUCAUUCUGGCCGUAUCAGAUUGCAAGACCCUGAUCGAAAUCAAAUGGCUGAUCGUCAUGCAAAUGGUCGUCUUUCUGCCUUUCUCCUUGCUGAGGGAUAUCGGCAAACUUGGCUUCACGGCACUCAUUGCCGAUGCCUUCAUUGUCGUCGGCUUGGCAUACCUCUUCUACUACGACGUUCUGACCCUCAAUACACAGGGUCUGGCCGACAUCAUCCUCUUCAACAAGAAGGAUUGGACCCUUUUCAUCGGGACUGCCAUCUUCACGUUCGAAGGAAUUGGCUUGAUCAUACCCAUUCAGGAGUCAAUGAGGCAUCCGGAGAAGUUCCCUAAAGUGAUGUUGCUGGUGAUGGUCAUAAUCACGACCCUCUUCGUCACCAUGGGCGCCUUCUCAUAUGCCGCAUACGGAUCGAAAACGGAGACGGUCGUCCUCCUGAACCUGCCGCAGGACAACAAGCUCGUCAACGGCGUCCAGUUCCUCUACUCGAUCGCCAUUCUCCUGUCCACCCCUCUCCAGAUAUUCCCGGCGAUCCGCAUCAUGGAGAAUGCUCUCUUCACCAAGAGCGGCAAAUAUAACCCGUAUAUCAAGUGGCAGAAGAACGUUUUCCGCUUCUUUGUUGUGGCCAUGUCCGCAGCCAUUGCCUGGGGCGGCGCCGACAACCUGGACAAGUUUGUAGCGCUUGUAGGCAACUUUGCCUGCAUCCCGUUGGUAUACAUCUAUCCCCCCAUGCUACACUACAGGAGCGUGGCGAGAAACAGGUUCUGGAGAAUAUCGGACAUCGCCCUGUGCGUGUUUGGCGUCAUCGCGAUGGUCUACACGACUAGUCUGACGGUCAUGAGUUGGGCGAGUUCGGGCGGCGUACGGUUGCCUGGUUACUGUGACGAGAAGGGACGGUAAGGCUGGAGGCGUGGUUCACAAUAUGUUCUCUUUUAUAGAUGUAUGUAUGUGGACAGUGACACAGAGCAUUAUUUGGCAUCAGCAUUGGGAUUACAGAAGGGGGGGUUGGAGCAGCAUGAUAGAGUGCCAGGGUUUUGCCAUACAUAAGGUAUGCCCUGUAGAUUGAAGACGAGGAUGGCUUUUAGAGAAUAGUACCAACAGCGUCAUCCUGACUCCCUCCCAUCCCUUCUCUUUCACCAUCAGUUUUCUCUCACUCUCUUCAAGAUUAAGAACCUAAUUAAAUUCCAACGAUACAAUACCGAUGCAUCGUCACUAGGACAGCACAAAACUGACUUUGGAUGGUAUCGGAACCUAACAGGUGAAUGACUGACGACUUUUACUAUCAGUGGCAAUCUGUGAAGGAAAGGUAAGGUAGGGAGUGAAUUUAAG